AUGGUGGCCAGCGUCAGAGUGCAGAAGCUCCUCCGACGAUACAAACUAGCGAUUGCUGCCGCGUUAACGAUUCUUCUGAUUCAAGGGCUAGUGGUAUGGAGUCUGAGAAGUCUCGAAGAGGGCGAGGCGGAGGUAAGAAAGCUUAAUAUGAUUUUGGUUAGCUGGUUAAGAUAAGAUUUGGUCUCUAAAGCAAGCUAGCGUACUAUGCUAACGUAAACGUUAGCUAGCUGUCUCUUGUACUGUAGCGAACUACAGUAAAGAUAUUGUAGUUAACCAAAGCUAGUUCGUAGGAAGCUUAUUCCUUGUACGCGUAUUAUAGCUAGAAUUGCAGAUUUAAACCAACUCGCUAGUUAAACUACACUAGACUAGUUCAAGAAUCAAUAAUACUUGAAGUGAACCACUUCUUUGUUUGGCCAACCUGUCUCCAGAAUUCAGGUUAGACGUUUCCUGAGUAUACGCAUAAUAACGUAUGAGGGCAUUUUGUUGUAAACUGUAAACUGCCAACCAGCUAACUAGCAAUCAAAACAUUUAAAAACAGGGCACAUUGUGUAGGCUCUCAUUUCAUUCUGUUGUGACUUGGCAUGUCCUUGGAUGAAUGUUGAUUGGUGCUGCGACUGUCACUUCAAUUAGUAUUGUGUGACUGUGUAGUGAUGAAGAUAACGGAAAUACAUGGCGAGGUUGAUUAUCUGGCUUGCCAACAGGAUUAAUAGAUUCGGUGAUUAUUCAAAGUAGGUGUCAAGACUUGCGAGUAUAAUGUCAAUUUAUGACAUGCAAUGACUUGCAGCAAGCAUAUGGAAUGUGCGGUCAUGCUUCCCUCUGGCUCAUCUUUCCUUGUUCUUGCACCAAGCUAUCUGAGUUGGCUCAUGAUCCAUUGCAUACCAUAGUCAUCUUAGUCAUUUACUCUCAGUUUAAUUCACAAUUUAUUGGUCUUGAUAUAAGCAUAGUAAUUGACUUGCAUUCUUUCCAAGUAUAACAUUAAACCUGAACUGUUUCUAGUUAAACAACGCAUUUAGCCAAUUUGUUCUAUAUUUUCUAAAGUACUGACUGAACUAGAGCGUCUGAACCGACCUAUAACAUACUUAUCCAUGGGAGUCUUGGCUCUCCAAUCUCACACACACACCUGGAACACUACCCUAGAGGCAGUGGCCUGGAACCUCCCAUUUCUUCUUCAAAUAAAGUCCUUGUGAGCUGUCAACAGAUUUAGCCCCAGGGGCUUGCAUUUAGUUAUAAUUUGAGGCAUUGAUACAGACUCAGCCUCAGGAAUGUGUGCUGAAAGAGAGUCUGAAGUCCCGCUCUGCCUUUCAUGAUGUGACAUGUGUUGCGUGUGUGCAUAACCCUCCAGACUGAUCAAAUCAAAUUGUAUUGGUCACAUAAACAUAUUUAGCAGAUGUUAUUGUGGGUGUAGUGAAAUGCUUGUGUUCCUAUCUCCAACAGUGCAGUAGUAUCUAACAAUUCACAACAAUACACACAUCUAAAAGUAAAAUAAUGGAAUUAAGAAAUAUAUAAAUAUUAGGACGAGCAAAGUGACCAGUGAUUCCAUGUCUAUGUACAUAGGGCAGCAGCCUCUAAGGUGCAGGGUUGAGUAACCAGGUGGUAGCCGGCUAGUGAAGGCUAUUUAACAGUCUGAUGGCCUUGAGAUAGAAGCAGUUUUUCAGUCUCUCGGUCCCAGCUUUGAUGCACCUGUACUGACCUCGCCUUCUAGAUGGUAGCAGGGUGAACAGGCCGUGGCUCGGGUGGUCACACAGAGCUGUCUCACUGAACUGUGCAUACGUGGAGGGAGAGGAAGCAUCUAAGGAGGGCCCCAGAAAAGGCACUGUGCAUAGGGUGGGUAGGUUUUCUCUGGAACUCUGUGUCUCUGGACUGUGUGUUUCACUGGUGAUGUGUUAAAUCUAUAUUAUUUCUUGGAGUAAACCCACCAUUAGCCAUUCUCUGCUUAAUGUGUUUCUAUGCUACGUCCUUUAUCGCAAUCAAAAAUAUGUUAUUACUUGGACCGAUAGGAGCAUUACAUCAACCAUCUGUCUGAAUUUAUAACAGCCAAGAUGCAAUGAAUGCAUUUCCCUUUGGACGGACACAGUGUAAACAGGAAAUGUGACAUGACAUGAGAUCGUCUUGAGAGCAGGAUGUUCCUAUUGUGACAUCUAGUAGAUUGCUUUAAAUCAAAUCAAAUCAAAUUUUAUUUGUCACAUGCGCCGAAUACAACAGGUACCUUGCAGUGAAAUGCUUACUUACAAGCCCUUAACCAACAAUGCAGUUUUAAGAAAAAUAAGUGUUAAGUAAACAAUAGAUAAGUAAAAAAAUAAAAGCAGUAGAAAUAACAGUAGCAAGGCUAUAUACAGGCGGUACGGUACAGAGUCAAUGUGCGGGGGCACCGGUUAGUCGAGGUAAUUGAGGUAAUAUGUACAUGUAGGUAUAGUUAAAGUGACUAUGCAUAGAUAAUAAACAGAGCAGCAGCAGCAUAAAAGAGGGGGGGAGGACAAUGCAAAUAGUCCGGGUAGCCAUUUGAUUAGAUGUUCAGGAGUCUUAUGGCUUGGGUGUAGAAGCUGUUAAGAAGCCUUUUGGACCUAGACUUGGUGCUCCGGUACCGCUUGACCGUGCGGUAGCAGAGAGAACAGUCUAUGACUAGGGUGGCUGGAGUCUUUGACAAUUUUUAGGGCCUUCCUCUGUUACUCUCCAUGUUCAUUCCAUAAGGAUGCAUCCAGCUAUUACCAUCACUUCAGUCCUCAGUCCUGAGCCAGCCAGCUUAAACAAAGGCACAUUUAUACGCCCACCGCCCAAUGGUGCAACAUAAUUUUGAACCUUGUACCAACCGCCUACUGAAAUGUACCUUUUGUUAGGUAAAUCAUGUGAUAAAUGAGGUUAUCGGGAGGCUGGAGGAGGGCUUUUUUCAGUUCCCGUGUGGCUCAGUUGGUAGAGCAUUGCAACGCCAUGGUUGUGGGUUCGAUUCCCACGGGGGAACAGUAUGAAAAAUGUAUGCACUCACUACUUUAAGUCCCCCUGGAUAAGAGCGUCUGCUAAAUGACUAAAAUGGAGAAAAAUAUGUAUUUAACACAAUGGCAGUGGCCCUCCCCCUUCUGAGUGAGUGUGUGUAUAGAGCUGGGGCCUAUGCAGGGCUGAGUGAGUGGACUGAAUCCCUCUCUGCUCAGUGGCCUCGAUGUAACUCACAUCUGCUCUAAUCAGAAGCUUGCUGUGCAUGUGUGAACACAAACACAUGCAUCCUAUUAUAGCCCCCACAGAAGAGGACUUGAGAAGAAGUGAAGAAAACCGCACCUUCUGUUCCGUCAUCCCCAGUCAGUGGCUUCAUAAAGAGCUGCUGGGGCGUACUGGUCCGCUCCCCUCACAUGGAGAUGAAGGCAGUGAUAUGGCUUCAACUAAUUGGAAAGAAAAAAAGAAAAGAAACCCGCCUCUGAUGUGAGAGCGUUAAUUAAAAAGUGUGAAAAAUUGUGAAAAGUUUAAUUGAAAUUGCUGUGUUUCUCUACAAUAUGAUAACAUUGCCCAAGUCCACAUAACAUUUGGUAGCUGUUUGAACCAGUGAACCACCAGUAGAGUAACACUCUUUUAAAAUAUGUAUUUUUUGCCCUAUGAUGCUUUUCAAUAGACUCCUUGAAUUAAAACACAUUCAAUGGGGCUGGGCUGUAACAUCAUUGUGGACAAAUGGUUUUUUAACUGGAACAGCAUUUGUGGUGCACUGGGCGAUCAGGAGCUGUGUUGUGUGGGUUGGCGACUGGCUGGCAGACUUGCACUAGUCUAUCUCCCUGCCUUGUGCUGUCUGUCCCAGGCCAUAGCCUCUGUUCCCACAGUCUGUGCUCUGGUCUGUCUCUGUGCCAGCGCCGUGUGGUGAGGGCCCACUCAGGGCCAUGCCCACUCCCUGUUUUUCUAUCCCCUCUCCAGGUGCAUAUUUUGGGGCCCUUCUGUACAAUUCCAAUAAGCCAGCGUGGUAAGCUGUGAUAUUGUCCUGCCAGAAGUGAAAAUAGCUGGGGGGUUGCUGCUUUCGAUGCAUCCAUUUGUGGAUGCCCCAUUUUUUGCAUUCCAAUAAGAGUGUGGUGAGAAGUUAUGUUUCCCUGUUUAUCUCCACUAACCACCAGAAACACCCUUAGAGCCAGAAGAGUCAUGAUGGUUUUUUGUCUUAUGUUUUUACUUAGUUGCUCAGAAUGUGAAUGAAGGGAUAGACCUUAAAAAAACGUGGUUUUGAAACUUGCAUCACAUUCAGGCACAUCAAAAAAUGUAACCUAGUUGUGUACCAUUCCUUUUGGGAUCCACAGAUAAACAAGAUGAACAGGAAGGCUUUGCUCUGAGAGGCUUUACUGUUGAAUUUUGAUUUCUCUGUCCAAAGUCUUGCUUUGAAAUCAAAUUAUUUGCUCAGUGAAAUCUUUUUUUCAAAUGUAAGAUACAACAGUCUCACUGAGGGAAAAAAUAACAUUGUGACUGGAGUGUCCCUGCCCCCCCCCCCCCCCCCGCACACACACCCUCCUCCCAAGGUAGCCCUGGUCCUAGUGUUGGUGGAGGGCCAUUGCUGUGCACUGUAGAGUUGAAGUGGCAGGGGCUUAGGGCUGGGUGCUGAAGUGGGCAGCGCUGCGCUCAGCGCUCCUGGGGUUGCAGGGGUGGCUGCUGAUAAGGCCACUUGGCCUCUGGCCGACAGUGAUCUUAUUGGGCAGCUCAGAGCGUGGCAGCCCUCCAGCUCCCCCUGCCUGCCUGCCUGUCUGUCUGUCGUUGCCCAUUUACAGGCCUCACUAAUUACUCCUCAGAGGACUUCUCUGUCUGUCACACACACAUAUAUACAUACACACACUCCCCGCAGUGCUCUGAUAAGGACUCUCAUUGUAGAUGUGAGCAUAUGCCCAAUUUCAUGUGGUGUGACUGAUUGUCCAUGCAUGCGCUGUGUGCGCUCUGUGCUGUGCGUUUAUUGAGGUCACCGCGGUGAAUCACUGCCUUCAUUACCCAUCUGUAUGUUGUGCCUUCUCUGAUUACUUCCACAAAAGGCAGAGGGGGGGCUAAAAAUAACCCUGAGCAAAAACAAAACACACUGUAAACAUAUCUCGCCUCUGGUGCUCCUGCUCUGUUGUCGUCUUGUUUUGGUUGUUCUUAGAGGGUGAAUCAUCUUCCUCGUUUCACAAACACUCUUCCUAAUAAUUUGAUUGGUCCCAGUAUGUUGUGUAGUGUAUCGACAGGAAAGGAGGAGAAUGAGAAUCUUCUCUGUGCUAACUCUCUCCCCCCUCCCCAGAGGAAAACACGUCGGUCUAAGCUGCCUGACCACAACAGCCAGGACCCCAAAAGGGAGGCGGUGGGCUGGGAGAGACAGAAUGCCUUGUCUGGGAGGAGCGGGGCCCGAUGGAACAGCAGGCUGGAGAGGACGGGGGCCACGGCCGCCAGCGCCCUCCGGAGGGGCAACAAGCGCCGGGGGAAGCCCACCGUCAGGGUGAAGGUGCCCCUGGGCCAGGGGGUAGGGGUAGCAGCUGACGGUGUUCCUCCCCACGACCCCUCCAGCAGCCGUAACUUCACUGAUACCCGGGGCGGAGGGGAGGGGGCGGCCAGACUACCCCCUCCAGCCAUGCCAGGGGAACCGGGCAGCGUGGAGGGGGCACCCCAUGCCCCCAGCAGCGACUUUGUGCCCAAGUGUGACAUCAUGGGCAAGGAUGCCCUGUCAGCCCUGCACCGCGCCGGCUCGCGGCAGUGCCGGCAGGAGAUCGCCAACAUUGUGUGCCAGCAUCAGGCCGGGCAGCUCAUGCCAAGGGCACUGCCUCAGUUCUGCCCGCAGCACGGUGAGACACACCCCUACCUAGCCAUCAUUCCUCUAGGGAUCAGAGACUAACUGCAUAUGCAGACAGCCCACACACUGCAGACUCUUAAUGAUGUAUUGGAUAUUUAUUCUCCCUGGUACAUUUUUCAUUUGUGCCUUGAAGUGCCCCCCAAGGCUAAAUCAAUGCAUGAAUAUUACAUUUGCAGUUCCAUUUCUUGUUUUAAUGUAAAAUGAUUUCCUCUGCAAAAACAUAGAUGUCUGUGAAUGUACUCUUUUGGCAGCUCCCACCCCCCCACCCCUCAUCCACCUGUACAGUAGGGGUUUGAGGACUACCUAUUUUCCAUUAUCGGACUGUUAAUCAGUCCCAUGUGUAUCAUCCAAAGAGUCUGUAUCCAGAGGCUCAUUCCCAUGAUCCUCUCUCUCAUCCUGUGUGUUGUGUCCUCAUCCCAGGUUUUUCCAGCCCGGUCCAGACAGCUGAUGAGCUGGACAAUGACCUGUCCAAAGUGGAGAACCCAGUCAGGGUAGCCUUCGUCCUGGUGGUCCACGGCCGGGCCAUCAGACAGCUCAAACGCCUCAUCAAAGCCAUAUACCACCGAGACCACUUCUACUACAUCCACGUGGACAAGGUAACUACUGGCAGACAUACACACUAUACUGUGAUUGGUUCAAGAAGGAUUUCAUCUAGAAUAAAAACAUUCAAUAAAAAUUGUUCACAAAAAAAGGAUUACUUAGUUGGAACUUUCCUAGAUGCACCAUACAGUCUCUUAUGGCUGGAAAUUGUACUUUGUCAUUUGGAUGUUCAGGAUCAAAUAAUCACACAAAGGUCAUACAGAGGGGGUAUGAUUAAGCUUAUGCUUUAUCGUACUCCGCAUGUUUCUUGUUAGCUUAUGAGGACGCCUUGAUAUGUAGAAUUGCGUCUCUGCUUCUCAUAUGCUGGCAGGAGGUCUAACCUGGAGGGUCCCGCUGACUCGUACAUGCUUGAUGAGGUCACUGUGUUUUUCAUGUGUAGUAGAGUCUAUAAUAACCCUCAGGUAAGGAAGUGGUUGGAGGAUUAGUCAGGAUAGAGGGGUUUGUCUGGUUGCUGUAGGAGAAGUGGGAGCUAUAAGAGGGGGAUGUCUACACAGGUUGCUCACCCCAGCUCCUGGUAGCAUGUCUACACAGCUGCAGAGCCAUAGAGCUCAGAGCAACAGUUUAACACUGCAGAGUCGAAGGGAAGGGAAAGCAUUGAUAAAUGAGGAGUCAAUGGGCUCCCACCGUUGAGACUACACUAGACGCUAACGACCCACCACCUUAUCGCUCCUCUCACUGGGACGGGUAGGCAGGCGCCUUGAGGGAUGGGACAGGAUGGAAAGCAGGUCAGGUUGUUCUGGAGUCCAUCCGCCAGGCAGCCCUCCUCUCUCUACCUGCCCAGCAGAGCAGGCCACUCUCUCCCUGUGUUAGCCUGGAGCUGGGCCCUGUCACAACACUUUCUACCUGCUCCUCUUCUCAUCGCAAGAAUCUCAUCUCUCAUACCUUCAGGCCUGUUGUCACCAACCCUGCUGCAGCCCCCCCAUCCAUCUUUCCCUCUGAAUGUUUAAUGGUCUUCUUUACGGUUUGGAAGUAGCCUCUUAGCUGAGUUCUUCUCAUUCUUUCUUCAUGUCCUGCUGUCAGAAGAACCUACAGCUAUUUCAUACCAGUAGAUUCUAUUGAUUUCUUUGCACGUGCCUGUUUUAAUAAUUCAAUAUGAAACUGAUUAUGGCAGUAGGCAGAUUAUGUUACCUUAAGGUGUUUACAUGUCCUAAUAAUUCAAAAAAUUGCUCAGAAAACCAGGUGUUUUAAUCGGCUUAUGCUUACUUCGAUUUUGACUACGCUCAUUAAGAUAAGCAGAGUAAGGUGUUUACAUGACUAAUGCAUAAUUUGCCAACUGCCAUAAUCAGUUUAAUAUCAGAUUAUUACUGUGCAUGUAAAUGUUGUCUGUCUCCUAACCCCCCCAGCGCUCCAACUACCUGCAUCGGGAGGUGCAGCAGAUCGCCCAGCAGUACCCCAAUGUGCGUGCCACGCCCUGGCGCAUGGUGACCAUCUGGGGCGGUGCCAGCCUGCUGAAGGCCUACCUGCGCAGCAUGCAGGACCUGCUCUCCAUGCUGGACUGGAAUUGGGACUUCUUCAUCAACCUCAGUGCCACUGACUUCCCCACCAGGUCAGUGACUAUAACACCACUGUCAUAUGAUUGGCUUUGAAACUAUUGUUUAAUGUUUAUUAUGGUUAAUUGACAUAUGUGUGAUGAAGACUUGAUCUCAAUCAAAAUGCUCCACAAUAUGAUCACAUUUGUAAUAUCUGUAUUCCUCCUACCACACAACUCUCAAUCUGUUUAGAAGAAACGUGCUCUGGAUUUGUAUUUUCAUUUGUGCCUGUCUGAGCCUUUCAUCUGUUGCGGAGCUUUUUGGUCUCACUGCGAUUUUAUUCAAUUAUUCCGUUGACCUGCAGUGACUUUGACUCCUAUAGCUACAAGAUAAAGGAGAGCCACGUCUCCUGCUAGUUGAAAGCCCAGACUGUCAUGGACUGUUUUGGUCACUGAUGCACAGAGACAGACUGCUAAAUCGCCUCUUUCUUGUCAAUCAGUUCUGGGGUGGAUUUCUGAGGCCCUUCUGAGCUGCUUCCAGAGCAGUGGCCAAUCAUCCUGAACCGUCCCAGGGUUUAAAGGGGGGGAAUAAACAGGAAUACUUGGAUGCACACAGAGGAGCCGCCGCUGCCUCCCAAAUCCUGCCGACAGCGGCUAAUUCCACCCAGGGAAAGUCCUCGCGCCACGCUCCAGUCAGCGUUUUAUUCCCCAACCUAAUCCUCUCAUCUUCUUUUUUCCUUCACUCCUUUCUUUCUGUCUUCUCCUUGGCCUAUCGCCUUCCGGCAGGACCAACGAUGAACUGGUGGCUUUUCUGUCACAGCACAGAGACCAGAACUUCCUCAAGUCACAUGGGCGGGAGAACGCGAGGUAGGGCGCUUAGUUAGGAAACCUCUGACUCACAGCCUCGUCAGUCUGUCUGACACACUUGGCUCUUACUGUUAGUGUCUGACACCGCUCACAUCGGCUGAGAUUUUCCUCCACUGCUCUUCUCAUCAAGCUUAGCUUCACUCAGUAUGAUGUAAUGGUUAAGCUUUCAUAUUGGAGGAGAGGACUAAGAUGUUGGAAGGGAAAAUUAAAGGAAUGAUGAUUAUGAUGUAAAGCUUCUGUUUGAUGUUUAUUUCCCAUAUAGUCAAGGACAGCUCUCUGACAAACUAUUUAAGAUCAGUUAUUAUUGCUGAUUAUUAUUGCUGAAGUUAGGUAACAGGUUGUCAAUGAACUUGCUUGGUAAAGUAGUGGUUAGAUAAAUGAAUAACUCUUAAUCACUGUUCUUCCCUGUGUAGUGUUAAUUUUGGCAGCUAUUUUAGAUUUAGUCUUAGUCUUUUGACUAAAAUAGCUUUAACUUUUACUAAAAUUACACAUUUUAGUAAUUUCAUCCUUCAUAGUUUUAGUUAUCAGUUUACUAACACUCUAGACUGAAGUGGCCGCCUGGUAGCUGUGUGUGGGAGAGCCGGGCAGAUCAGCUCAAUCAGCAUGCGCAACUGAAAGACCAAUGAGAGGAUUGCAUUAUAUUAUGCAAAGGCUGUUUCUGAUUGGACAAAACAGAUCAAAAGGAAAAAUAGGUUGUUGACUAAUUUAUUUUGUCAUAGUUAUUGUUGACGAAAUGAACACUGCCUGUGACCUCCAGGUUCAUAAAGAAGCAGGGUCUGGACCGGCUGUUCCAUGAGUGUGACAACCACAUGUGGCGGCUGGGUGAGCGGACCAUCCCUGAGGGCCUGGAGGUGUCUGGGGGCUCUGACUGGUUCUCCCUCACCAGGCGCUUCGUAGAGUACGUCAUCAACUCCCAGGAUGAGCUGGUGGCGGGCCUGAAACAGUUCUACACCUACGCCCUGCUCCCCGCUGAGGUAAUGGACAGGGAAAAUGUAGUGGUGAAGAUGACAAUGUGACUGCUUCAGUCACAGCCUCUCUGGGCAGUAGAGGUGCUAGACUGAAGAGGGGGUCACAGAGCGUUUAGCUGCCAGUUAAAGUGGGUUGGUUGAGGUCAUAUCUUAGUAUUGAAUGUUGUACACUAGAGUCAAAAGCAUUGAUUUGAUGUUUUGAAACAUGUCUGGAUUGUCUUCAUUGUUCAGGAAUCCCUGUGGAGAUGGUGAAAUGUUGCAAUUCUAUUUACAGUAAAUGCCACAACCCAGUGUUUGAAAUAUUAAUAUAAUCCCUCCUCUCUGUUCCAGUCCUUCUUCCACACAGUGCUGGGGAACAGUCACAUGUGUGACUCUCUGGUGGACAACAACCUGCGUGUAACCAACUGGAACAGGAAGCUGGGCUGUAAGUGUCAGUACAAACACAUAGUGGACUGGUGCGGCUGCUCCCCCAACGACUUCAAACCACAGGACCUCAUCAGGAUACAGGUCAGUCAGCCAGCCAGCCAGGAGAGGGCACUGUUGUACCCAUCAUGAGUUCAAAUUGAGUGUCCUUAACUGCUGCACUCCUCCUCAGCCAACAAGUGUAGUAUUUAACCUUGAUUCUCAUGUCUUCAUUCCCCCACAGCAACUGACCCGGCCCACGUUCUUUGCCCGUAAGUUUGAGUCCAUGGUGAACCAGGAGGCUAUAGACAUCCUGGACACCCACCUGUAUGGGCACUACGCCCCAGGAACGGUGGCCAUCAAGGCCUACUGGGAGAGCCUGUUUGAGCGGGCGGAUGGGGUGGGCUCCCUCAGUGACGUGGCCCUCACGGCCUACUCCUCCUUCUUCCGCCUGGGCCUCAGGAGCCUGGAGAGCAGCCAGACCAGCCUGGAUACCUGCAAGUGAGGCCCUGCCCUGAAUACUACAAUCUUUCCAAAUGGUAGAUUCAGAGUGGAAUAUUUCACUAUUACUUAGGCUAGUUGAGGCUCAAUAGAUAGAUUUCUUCAAAAGAAGGACAACUUAAGUCCAGGUUUAAUUAUUGAUAUACACACUAAACAGAUAUCUCAAUUGAUUUGACCUUCUCAUAUUGUCUAUUCAAAUAUCUCUUCCUCCUUUUGUGCAGGUAUGAGCCAAUAGGCUACCCGGUGUCAGUGCACCUGUAUUUCUACGACGAGCGUUUCCAGGGCUACCUGGUCCGUCAGGAGGUGCAGAACGUGGGGUCAAGGGUCAGGGAAACGGUUGGAGGUGUGGGCCGUGCCUCAGUCCACCAUGCAGCUGGAGAACAACCUCAGGGAGUUUGAGAGGCUCAAGAACCUGGAGGUGGGUUGGAGCUGAGAUAGAUAGAUAGUUAGAUGUCUGUCUGUCUGUAUUUCUAUGGGUAUUGUGUACAGUCAAGGUUGUUGCAGUUUAGAUAGUGGUGUAUGGCAAGGGCUGAGACUACGGAUGAACACGUUUGUGGACCUAGUUUGAUGAUGAAAUACCCAUAUCUACUGUAGUCUAGAUGUUGGAUACAAAUUAAGAAGUUAGAAUACCAUUAGUACAACAAGGAUACAAGACUGCCCUAACACAUUGAUGUAAAAUGUCUGUGUCUGCUUAUUUUUCCCCCCUCAGGUGGGCACAGAGUGGGACCCCAAGGAGAGAAUCUUCCGGAACUUCGGCGGUGUGAUCGGGCCGCUGGACGAGCCGGUGGCGGUACAGAAGUGGGUGAGGGGGCCCAACCUCACUGCUACCAUCGUGUGGAUCGACCCCGCCCAGACGGUGGCGGCAUCUUAUGACAUCAGCGUGGAUGUGGAUGCAGAGUACACGCAGUACAAGCCCCCGCUGCAGCGGCCGCUCCGCCCCGGGGCCUGGACAGUCAGGGUGCUCAGGCUGUGGGAGCGCGUGGCCGAGGCUCGCUUCCUUGUCAUGCCCCUGGCCUUCAAAGGACGAGAGCCACUACGCCAAGGUCAGCCUGGUGGUUUGAGGGUCGGGUAGUUCAUCUAUACUUUUUACCAGGAAGUGAAGUGGUUCCAAAGGGAGUUUAGUUCAGGGUAGUUUGCCCCUUUGGUGUUCUGUUUGAUUCAGUGCAGCCAUUCAGCCUCCGUAUCCAAUUCAACUCACUGGAAGACUUGUCUCAGUAUGUAUUUAUGUAUCUGAUGAGGAUGUUGUGAACUGAUCCCUAACAGUCCUCUCUUCCCUUUCUUCCUCCCCCUGCCACCCUGCCUGAUCCAGAGGAGGACAGCUGGCUGCACGCGGGGCCACCAGGCAACCUGUACCUAGAGCAGGGCUUCCAGCAGCUGAGAUCUGUUCUGAAGCUGCCCCCCCAGGAGCCCGCCCUGCAGGAGGCUCAGCAGAGGGCCCAGCUGGUAGGCAAGCCCCUGGAUGCCUGGGUGGACAGCACCGUGGGGGCCUUCUGGGUGACCGGGGACCUGUGCUCCACCCAGCCCUCCCCGGGCCCCUGCCCUUCCCUGGGCCCCUGCACCAAGUCCACCUGGAGCUCCCUCGCCCCAGACCCCAAGUCAGAACUUGGCCCUGUCAAAGGUGACGGCCGGAUCAGGUAGCCCCCCGGAGAGGAGGCAUGCUGGACUACAUUAGAGGAGGAGAGGAGAGGAUAUGUGAGCCCUGAGGAGAGAGGGGAGAGUGGGGUCUGGUCUCUGAGGCAAACUCAUAGCGCACCUAAAUAGACAAGGCUUCUCCCUACAUAUGCUGAGGUGUGGCUAUGCUCUCAGUUUAGAGGCUACAUGGCCUUUUCAGAGAAGAUGCGUGCUGGAAAUGUGCACAUGAAGACUGCAAGACAAAGGAUUUUUUUGUGUUCAAACGUCAUUACAUGGACGAUUUCUGUUAUGUUAUCUGUCUGCACAUAAGUCUUCAUUCAGGGUUUCUCUGGGUAGAACCUUGGAUAUGUUCGAACUCUGUUCAGUGCACAGUUUUCUUCUGCUUGAAGGAAUGUAAAGCAGUGGCCAACAUUUUGACAGUGGCUAAAUGCUGUGUUGAAUUGUUGUCAGAGGGGAGUGGGCCCUCUGGACUAGGAUCUUCAUGCUUAUUUUCAAGCAUUAUUAUCAGAACUUCAGCAGCAGAUGGAGGAAGUGCACUUUACUGUAAGACUGUAAGGUUACGCAGGACAGGGUCGAUCACUAGUUGGAGAACGACAACGAGGAGGAGUAGGAGCUUAAAAGGUCACGGUGGAGGUCGUCACAAUGGUGACAUGGCGUCCUCUUCCCUUCGCUUACUUACAUGUCUUUGUAUAAAAGUGCUGCUAGAGCAUAUCUGGACCAGCUAGCUCACCUGGAGGUGGAAGAAUGGUACCAGCUGAAACCAUACCAUAUCUGGACCAGCUAGCUCACCUGGAGGUGGAAGAAUGGUACCAGCUGAAACCAUACCAUAUCUGGACCAGCUAGCUCACCUGGAGGUGGAAGAAUGGUACCAGCUGAAACCAUACCAUAUCUGGACCAGCUAGCUCACCUGGAGGUGGAA
This is a messenger RNA of Coregonus sp. 'balchen', 13121 nucleotides long. NCBI's taxonomy places the organism in Eukaryota, Metazoa, Chordata, Actinopteri, Salmoniformes, Salmonidae. The record is from the annotation of a GenBank genome assembly.